This is a messenger RNA of Brienomyrus brachyistius, 1895 nucleotides long. RefSeq names its product olfactory receptor 2AT4-like. The record is from RefSeq and is a predicted model, not a curated record. Gene Ontology annotation, molecular function: olfactory receptor activity; G protein-coupled receptor activity. Gene Ontology annotation, biological process: G protein-coupled receptor signaling pathway. Gene Ontology annotation, cellular component: membrane. Lineage: Eukaryota; Metazoa; Chordata; Actinopteri; Osteoglossiformes; Mormyridae. The transcript is spliced from 3 exons. Bases 88 to 1065 code for a protein of 325 amino acids.
GACAGCACUUCAGUGUUCAUCCCCGGUACUAAGUUUUACAGAUCCACUUCAGGACUACUCUCAUCUUGCAAGGAACUCCAGUUCAACAUGUCCAUUGGAAACCAAACCUCUAUAAAGGAGUUUCUUAUUUUGGGAUUCCCUGGACUUGACCCCAGUUAUUAUGGCCUUGUCUCUGCUAUCUUAUUCUUUGUAUAUAUAUCUACUUUAUUUGGAAAUGCGAUAUUCCUCCUUCUGUUUAUAACAGACCAGAAUCUUCAAAAACCAAUGUACUUCAUCAUAUUGAACCUGGUUGUGUCUGACGUAUUGUUCAGCACCACCACCUUGCCGAAGAUCAUUGCCAGGUACUGGUUUCAGGCAGGAACCAUUUCAUUCACUGCUUGCUUUGUACAGAUGUAUUUAGUGCAUUAUUUUGGAUCUGUGAACUCCUUUGUAUUACUAAUAAUGGCUAUAGACAGAUAUGUGGCAAUUUGUCACCCUCUUAGAUACGCUACGAUUAUUACAAACUCAACUAUUUUUACGCUCAGCAUCAUUUCCUGGGUGAUUGCCAUUGGUGGCCCCCUAAUGAAUGUAAUUAGGGCAUUUCCUCUGCCUUACUGCUCAUCUAAUGUUAUCGUUCAGUGUUACUGUGAUCAUUUUUCAAUAAUUUCACUGGCCUGUACUGACAGGAUAUUUAACAUGUUCCCUUCAUUAGUUUUUGCUUUUGUCGUGUUACUGGUCCCUCUUGCCUUUAUCAUGCUGUCUUACGUCUGUAUAGUUGUGGUGGUCCUUCAAAUCGCCACCACCCAAGGUCGCCUCAAAACCCUCUCCACCUGCAGUGCUCAGCUCAUCAUAAUCACCCUCUACUAUGUUCCACGGUGUUUUGUGUACCUGGCCACCUAUGUGGGUUUGGUGUUCAGCACAGACCUACGCAUCACCAUUAUCAUGUUCUACAGCCUCCUGCCUCCCAUGGUGAAUCCGCUCAUAUACAGUCUAAGGGCUAAAGAGGUGAAGGACAGUUUAACCAAACGGUUAAAGAGACAGCAUGUUGACAUACAGAAAGCCAAUAUAUCUGUUACUUAUAAAUAACUCAACAUUUUCAAAUCAAUUAGACAAUAAUAUUAUGUAUAUAAAGUUGUGUAUUUGUCAGUCAAUGGGAAAUACACAACGUUUUUAAAUUAAAUUUUACUACUUUGUUUACCUCACAAACAGCAUUAACCUGAAGAUCAACAUUGAUUUCCAUAUCCUGAUGAUCAUGCUGUACAGACUCUUCCCCCCCCCCCCAUGGUGAACCCUGUGAUAUACUGCUUCAGAACCAAAAUCAAGGAUAUUUUGGUUAUAUUGGGACUGCAACUAGCGAUAAUUAAGCUACAAUGUGUAACAAUGUGUAAUGGUAUAUGUGGUAUUUGUAUGAAAACAUAGCAUUUUUCUUAUUUAAUAUCUUAAUAACUAUUUACUCCCUAUGACUUAUUUUGUAAGCUUUGUAUAUGCUUGUGAAAAAGAGAGAGGCCCAGGUUUGGUUGAUAUCUUGUUGCCAUGGUGAUGACUCCCUAGUCACAAGCAGAUGAGCAGCCCAGCCAACAGGCUCGUUUUAGCUUACAAAACCGAUUGGGUUUCAGGGUCAGCAGUUGGAAUAAACCGGAGUGUGGAGAAGCUGCUGGUUGCCUGUGGUUUCAGAAUUUCUACUGUCACACGUCUUCAUUUUGCUUUUCUUACACGGGCCUUGUUGUCUGGUGCUGUUGUUAACUCAUGACUUUUUGUUAAUUCUACUAUUCAGUCCUUUAACUAUGUACACGAUACCUUCCCUCAUAAUCCUAAGUGCCACAUCCUUUAAUUUUUUUUGUACUUUUAUGUUACAUGCAUAAACAUAAUUGCCUUUUAUUAGGCGAAAUGAAAGUUCAAUUGUAAUUUACCAAGUC